AUGAGCGGCACACGAGGACAAAUCGAGCGUGCCAUUGUACAGAUAAAAGAGAAGCCCCGUAUUCCGACGAUUGACUUCACUCAGCAUCAACUCGAAAAUGGCUACACUAUCAGCACGCAGGAGCGUGUCGUGAAGGAGGUGCAAGCUCCUGCAAUGUCUAUCCCGACGGACGCUCAGUUCUUCUCUCGCGAUGACCCCACGAAGCCUGACAUCGCGUUCCUGAAGAAUCAUUUCUACCGCGAAGGCCGGUUAUCCGAGGAACAUGCUAUGUACAUCCUGGAGAAAGCUACAGAGAUAUUGCACGCAGAACCCAACCUGUUGUACGUCGACGCCCCGGUAACUGUUUGUGGCGAUAUACAUGGCCAAUAUUACGAUUUGAUGAAAUUGUUUGAGCUUGGAGGCAGUCCAGCGACGACGCGAUAUCUCUUCCUGGGAGACUAUGUCGACAGAGGCUAUUUCAGCAUCGAGUGUGUGCUGUAUUUGUGGUCCCUGAAAAUCUGGUACCCUGAUACCCUGUUUCUUCUGCGCGGUAACCAUGAAUGUCGGCAUUUAACUGAUUACUUUACUUUCAAAUUGGAAUGUAAACGCAAAUACUCGGAGCGUUUAUACGACGCUUGCAUGCAGUCUUUCUGUGCUCUGCCCCUAGCUGCGAUCAUGAACAAACAAUUCUUCUGUAUCCAUGGUGGGUUGUCACCUGAGUUGCAAACACUUGAUGAUAUCCGAAGCAUUGACCGAUUCCGUGAACCUCCUACCCAGGGUCUUAUGUGUGAUAUUCUCUGGUCAGAUCCCGUGGAAGACUUCGGCCAGGAGAAGAUGAAUGAGAGCUUUGUUCAUAAUCACGUCCGAGGCUGCUCGUACUUUUUCACGUACAAUGCUGCCUGCCAAUUUCUGGAGCGUAACAAGCUCCUCUCAAUCAUCCGGGCGCACGAAGCGCAAGACGCAGGGUAUCGUAUGUAUCGCAAGACGAGGACGACGGGCUUUCCGUCAGUCAUGACCCUUUUCUCGGCGCCUAACUAUCUGGAUGUGUACAACAACAAAGCUGCAAUUCUCAAAUACGAAAGCAAUGUUCUGAAUAUACGACAAUUUAACGCUUCUCCUCAUCCUUACUGGUUGCCCAACUUCAUGGAUGCUUUCACGUGGAGUUUGCCUUUCGUUGGCGAAAAAAUCACCGACAUGUUGCUAGCGUUAUUAAACUGCUGCACGAAAGAAGAAUUGGAAGAGAGUGAGGAGGAGGAGCUGGAUACCAUCAUAUCGCCCGCCAUACCUACGCCGGAAGAGACGCACGAGCGCCGCAAAGUUAUCAAGAACAAGAUCCUGGCUGUUGGCCGCAUGUCACGAGUCUUCGCACUACUCCGCGAGGAGUCGGAGAAGGUGUCGGAGCUCAAGAGCAUAUCAGGCUCUGGGAAAUUGCCGUACGGCACCUUGGUCCUGGGUGCGGAGGGCAUCAAAGAUGCCAUUACUGGUUUCGAAGAUGCCCGGAAGUCUGAUAUUGAGAACGAACGUCUUCCUCCUGAUUUGUAUGAUGCCGAUUCUCAGGAGGGCAAGGCGAUUUUGUCCUCUGGUCAAUCAUCUCCCGAAGGUGCGCCUGCGACGCCUCCGCCUCCCAACGGCGUGGUGGCAGCGCUUGAGGAGGCGAUCGUCAGCGGAUCCGUUGGUACUCCCUCGACGGGCAGCAGCCCGGGACCGAGCACUCCCGUGUCACCGUCGUCACCAACUUCGCCGAUCCAGAUGAUGCCAUUCAGACGUGGCCACGGUCGCCAGGCUAGUCUGGGUACGACGAUGACCAGUCCCAGUACGCGUCGGAGAAGUAUCGAGAGCACGAUGUCGCUCAUCAAGGAGGUGGUUGACUCGAAGGUACCUCUGCAAGAUCCGGAGCUAAUCAAGCUGGCGGAGUCAAUCGCUGGACAGCCCGGGGCGCGAAACGGCACCCCUCCUACAUCAAGGUGA
Fibroporia radiculosa is the source of this 1947-nucleotide messenger RNA. RefSeq lists its product as uncharacterized. Bases 1 to 1947 code for a protein of 648 amino acids. Gene Ontology annotation, molecular function: calmodulin-dependent protein phosphatase activity; calmodulin binding. The transcript has 12 exons. Gene Ontology annotation, cellular component: calcineurin complex; cytoplasm. Gene Ontology annotation, biological process: calcineurin-mediated signaling; fungal-type cell wall organization. Lineage: Eukaryota; Fungi; Basidiomycota; Agaricomycetes; Polyporales; Fibroporiaceae. The record is from RefSeq and is a predicted model, not a curated record.